AUGGCCGGUCGCCCAAUCUCGAAAAUAGCCCCCGUCGGCUCUAUGACCUGGAUCACGAAUGAGCGUACAACAAUGCGUCAACUCGGCGGACAGGAUUUUGAGGAUUUCACUUUCUCGGCUCGGGGAGAGCUAGAAUGGCUCAACGAGCAUAUGGCCGAUAUUUUCGAGCGCAGUCAGGUGGAUAUGACUGAGCUGCUUAAGACUCCGGGAAGAUUGAGAGGGAAAACACCUCGAACUGCCCGACAGCAAUUGAGACAGGUAGAGCCUUUCGGCGAUGUAUUUGGUGCCAAUAAGCCAGCUGCGGUUCUGCCCGCUGGAGAUAGUAGAUUUCACAAUGCGCUUUCACAACUCCCUAGUAAUGGCAGCCGCGUGAGCCCAGCACGCGAGAAGAGCUCAGGCUCGAAAUCCCCCAAUCGAUUGUUACGGAAACAACAAGAUGUCGCUCCUCCUCCUCCUCAGGUAGAUGGUACGAUGCGUGAUAGUGGUAUCGAGUUUAGCCAGGUAGAGGGUCCGGCGGCCCAGGUUAAUGAUAGUGGGAUUUGGAGUGCUUCAUCAGAAUAUGCAUCACAACAGUCUGUGUAUCCGUCACGACGGAAGUCAACGCCGGUGGAUGUCCCAGCACAAGAGGAGGCUGCUUUGCCCUCGCCUGCGCCUCCAUCAGCGCCCACGAGUAAAUCGGAUGAGAGGACUACUCGACAAUCGUUCCGCACGGCACACGAAGAUGAGGCUUCAUCCGAACGACCUCAUUCACCAAUACAAAAAGCGCCCAAGUCGCCGAAGAAGAGCCCAGGAAAGCCAAAAUCUCGGCGUGUAUCCCCGGUCAAGACGAUAUCUCACUCACCUGAGAGGGAUGCUGCUCCAGCUCCCGAACCUCGGCGGUCUGGACGUAUACGCAGCGGACGUGGCUCUACCGGUUCCGAAUUGUCUAAUAACGAGAAUGAGGUUCCACCCCCAUCAUCACCUCCGGCUACACGACCGGCCCCAUCACAAGAAGAGACAAAGUCAUUCACAGGAAAGGCAGCAGGUGAUGGAUAUCCUCAACUGCCUAGUGAGCCAACGCAAGCACCAGAACCAGCGCCAGCGCCAGCUGGAACUCCUAUACGCCAUGCUGAGGAGGCCGAGAAGCCACCGCAACCAGAAACUCAGAUGACCCCUGCCAGUGAGAGAUCUGGCUCAGGAUCGCCUGAGCCUGUAAUUAGAAAGAGCAUUCUCAACUUUGCAUCUCUCCCUGCAAGAGAGCCGUUAACUAGCAAAAAGAAGAGUUUGGGCGUCAGGGUUACUCGUGAGAGCCAUCUCGAGCAGCUUCGUGCUAACGGCACAAGCAGAGCUAGCUGGAUGAACCGGGGGGGCAAUGGCAAGAGUUUGGGAGCUGCAAAUCGGUCUGUUGAUGCGGUGGCGAAUAGUAUUGAAGAUAGGGACGAAGAUGGGCCGGUGCCAGUUGAGAAGUCUCUGAAACGCAAGAGCGAGCAGCAGGAAACUACGAGAUCACGAAAAAAAUCAAAAAGCAUCAACCCAGUUGAAGUGGCGGCGCGGGGGGAGGAUUCAAAUGGGGAGACUGAAAAAGAUAAGGUUCUCCAUAACAAGAUUUCGACUCAACGUCUUCACGAAAAGAUCCAACAACUUGGGAAGGUCAAAGCUCCCCGUGAGACUCACUCAGUAUCUGUUCUUGCGGCGGAGCCAGCGUACCCAGAUUUGUCUCAGCUUAAGCAAGAUCAACCUCCUGUUCCAACGAGGCGGCCUAACAGCAUUCAUCAGGGUGAAUCUACUCGUCCGAUUGCCGAUGAAUUGCCGCAAGAGCGAGAGAAAGUUGGGGAAAAGACACGUUCAGAGUCAUUUACUAAGCCUGGCCUGGCGAGAAGCCAUACCGAACCAAGAUUGGGCGUUGAGGAGGAACCUGUUAGACGUCCGGAUUCACCUAAGAAGACCCAAACAGCACGCGUGGCGACACUUGCGAGAACGAUGAGUGAUGUGUCUGCCCCCCCUCCGCGAUCCCCUGCGACACGUCCCAGGCUUUCAAAGUCAUUUUCAGAGGUGCAACAUCGAGAGCCGGAUCUACAAUCGCCGCUCUCCCCGGGAGGCGAAGGUGCUAUAUCGGCGGUCAAGACUCACACUGCGAGUGUGUUCAAGAGAGCCAAGGAGAUGUUACUUAAGAGUUCAGUUUCGAGCGCCUCGGCCAAGAUUGAAUCACUCAGCCCGGCCCCUAGGUGGCAGGGUAUCAAUGCUAUGAAGCAAUCGACGAAGACCGAUACAGAGGCAGAACGUUCUCAACAUUCAGCCAAAUCUCCAGUGGAGCGGCUGUAUCCGGAUCUUAACUCAGUUACUGUGGCUCAGCAAUUGUUGGAGGAGGUAUCUGUGGAGAACCCGGUUGAGAAACCCGUUUUGGUAGAGGAGGCCCGGCAAACGAGGAAUUCACGAUCUAAAGAGGUAGCCAAGGAGGAGGCUAAAAAGGCCGGAAAGGUAGAGGAGAGGGUGGCAGAAGAAGUGGCUCUUAAUGAGGCUGCUGCCGUUGAACCUGUCAUGGAGAGUCGUCAGACUAGGAACUCGAGAUCACGCGAAACGCCCCAAGAGGAGGUAACAGAACCAGCGCCACCUUUGAUGAAAUCUCCACGAAAGCUCAAGAAUGCAGCCCGGGAAGAGGAGCUUAGACAUGUCCGAGAACUGAGGCGCAAGCACCAAGAGGAGAUGCUCAGAAAGGAGAAAGAGGAACUUAGAAGGCGCCAACAAGCCGAGCAGCAACGGGAGAAGGAAGAACAACGGAGGAAAGUGAUAGAAGUCUCUUCCGAUUCCUCAUCCUCCUCAGAAGACGGGGAGGAAGAAGGGGCUGUGGAUCGUGAAGUAAAUCGUCGGCGUUUUGGCUCUUCCUCGGAACCAGAGCGUCCUCCCUCGCGUCUCCGGGGGGCUGGUGGCGGAUUUCGGAAACCUGCAGAGAACAAGCGUCCGUCUAGACCUGCUAAGGAAGCACCAAAGUCUAAGCCGGCACCUGUUAACAUUCGGAUUGGCACUGCUAGUCAGAGAGAGAUGCAGGAUCAACGUAGCAAGAUGACUGCCCCAACAGGUUCUUCGUUGAUAUCAGCUCUUAAGAGCAGCUUUGAGCCCUCUCUCAACGCCAGCGCCAGUCAGAAUAGUCUUCAGUCGAUUCCUUCUAACUCUAGUAUGCGGAGUGGCUCUAAUACAGGAAAUACAGGAACUUCGAAGCAGUUGAAGUCCUUGACUGCUGCUGCUAACCAGCUGAAGAAGGAACAAGAGGAACGGGAGCGAAAAAUGGCGGCAAAGCGGGAGAUUGAACGUCGCAGACAAGAGAACCAAAGACGACAAAUUCAAGAGGAAGAGCAGAAAAAGAUGAGACAAAGGCCUGCGCAGGCUGUUCCCCCUUCUGCGAAGACGUUAUCGAGGAUACAGUCUGUCGCCAAUCUGCGUCAAAAGUCUGAAGAGCCCGAAAACAAGAGACUCGAGUAUCAGACUAAAGCUACCAGCUUCCAGAAGUCAAAUGCCAGCAAACGCGCUCUACAGCAGGAGUCAUCGUCGGAUGAUCUCCAGAAUGCACGCCUUGCUCCACCCAAGCCUGGUGGUCCGGCGUAUCAACAGGAGGGUGCUAAGAAACGUCGUACUGGAGAGUUUGAGGAGGAGCGUCCUAGACCUGCAAAGGAAAUGGCGCCUCCGAUCAGACAGUCAGCUGUUAGAGGAGGUCUCGGUCAGAAGAGUGGACUUCCCCAUGGCUAUAUACCGGCAAGCCAGUCUGCAUCUUCGUCCACUGCUCCGUCUAUGCUUAGACCUCCUACGAAGCCUGGCAGCGUACCCCAUGUCGAGGGUGUCAAGUUCUCUAAGGAAAAGCUCAGGUUCGCACCUGCGGAAGCGCCUGCUUCCGCCUCCGGGCCUUCCUCUUCCGAUCCUCCUCCGAAUCCUACCUCUCAUUCCACAGCGUUCAAGACUCCCGGGACGUCCAAAUCAAUGAGGCCUACCAAGACCCCCGCUGGCGUGAAGGAGUCGCCGAUCUACCAAAAUGGCGAGCUCAUCGAAUUACCCGAAAUCCCUACAGACUCCGAAGACGAAGAUGACGACGACGACUACGCCUCGAAAGACGCCUUCCGCGUCCCAGACUGGGCCGAAUCCCCCGAACUCCGCGCACAACUACAACGCCAGCAGACGAUGAACCCAGAGGAGGUCUUCGGGCCCAUGGCACGCCUGGACAUGGAGGCCAUCUUCACCAACAGGAACGAGCGACAAAUGGCGCGCUUCAGAGCGCGCACCUCGUCCGCUAAUUGGAAUGGCGCGGAUAGGCUCACGCCCGCCGAGAUUGCGGCGGAUCAUGAAGCGAGGUUGAGAAUGAUUGAGCAGGGAGGAUGGGUGUAUCAGCCUGCUCCAUGA
Molecule: messenger RNA, 4365 nt
Organism: Tuber melanosporum (Perigord truffle)
Lineage: Eukaryota; Fungi; Ascomycota; Pezizomycetes; Pezizales; Tuberaceae
Exons: 6
Coding region: 1-4365 (1454 amino acids)
Source: RefSeq, a predicted model, not a curated record